This is a messenger RNA of Alexandromys fortis (reed vole), 2859 nucleotides long. RefSeq names its product glutamate metabotropic receptor 3 (gene Grm3). The record is from RefSeq and is a predicted model, not a curated record. Gene Ontology annotation, molecular function: group II metabotropic glutamate receptor activity. Gene Ontology annotation, biological process: G protein-coupled glutamate receptor signaling pathway; regulation of synaptic transmission, glutamatergic. The coding region runs from base 1 to 2640 and encodes 879 amino acids. The transcript is spliced from 5 exons. NCBI's taxonomy places the organism in Eukaryota, Metazoa, Chordata, Mammalia, Rodentia, Cricetidae. Gene Ontology annotation, cellular component: plasma membrane.
AUGAAGAUGUUGACAAGACUCCAAAUUCUUAUGUUAACUUUGUUCUCAAAGGGAUUUUUACCCUCUUUUGGGGAUCACAACUUUAUGAGGAGGGAAAUUAAAAUAGAAGGUGACCUUGUCUUGGGUGGUUUAUUUCCUAUUAAUGAAAAAGGCACUGGAACUGAAGAGUGUGGGCGAAUCAAUGAAGACCGCGGUAUCCAACGCCUGGAAGCCAUGUUGUUUGCUAUUGAUGAAAUCAACAAAGACGAUUACUUGCUACCAGGAGUGAAGCUGGGUGUUCACAUUUUGGAUACGUGUUCAAGGGAUACCUACGCACUAGAGCAAUCGUUGGAGUUUGUCAGGGCAUCUUUGACUAAAGUUGAUGAAGCUGAAUAUAUGUGUCCUGAUGGAUCAUAUGCUAUUCAAGAAAACAUGCCGCUGCUCAUUGCAGGGGUCAUUGGUGGCUCAUACAGCAGUGUUUCCAUACAGGUGGCAAACCUGCUGAGGCUCUUCCAGAUCCCUCAGAUAAGCUACGCCUCCACCAGCGCCAAACUCAGCGACAAGUCGCGCUAUGAUUACUUUGCCAGGACCGUGCCUCCUGACUUCUACCAGGCCAAAGCCAUGGCCGAGAUCUUGCGCUUCUUCAACUGGACCUAUGUGUCCACUGUCGCCUCUGAGGGUGACUACGGGGAGACGGGGAUUGAGGCCUUCGAGCAGGAAGCCCGGCUGCGCAACAUCUGCAUCGCCACUGCGGAGAAGGUGGGCCGCUCCAACAUUCGCAAGUCCUACGACAGCGUGAUCCGCGAGCUGCUGCAGAAGCCCAACGCGCGCGUCGUGGUCCUAUUCAUGCGCAGUGAUGACUCCCGAGAGCUGAUCGCCGCAGCCAGCCGCGUGAAUGCCUCCUUCACCUGGGUGGCCAGCGACGGCUGGGGCGCGCAGGAGAGCAUCGUCAAGGGCAGUGAGCACGUAGCCUACGGAGCCAUCACCCUGGAGCUGGCGUCCCAUCCUGUUCGCCAGUUCGACCGCUACUUCCAGAGCCUCAACCCCUACAACAAUCACCGCAACCCCUGGUUCCGAGACUUCUGGGAGCAGAAGUUCCAGUGCAGCCUCCAGAACAAGAGAAACCACAGACGGGUUUGCGACAAGCACCUGGCCAUUGACAGCAGCAACUAUGAGCAAGAAUCCAAGAUCAUGUUUGUGGUGAACGCAGUCUAUGCCAUGGCGCAUGCGCUGCACAAGAUGCAGCGUACCCUCUGUCCUAACACCACCAAGCUCUGUGAUGCGAUGAAGAUCCUGGACGGAAAGAAAUUGUACAAGGAUUAUUUGCUGAAAAUCAACUUCACAGCUCCGUUCAACCCGAAUAAAGGAGCAGACAGCAUUGUGAAGUUUGACACUUUCGGAGACGGGAUGGGAAGAUACAACGUGUUCAACUUCCAGAACGUGAAUGGAAAGUAUUCCUACUUGAAGGUUGGCCACUGGGCAGAAACUUUAUUUCUAGACGUAGACUCUAUCCACUGGUCCCGAAACUCAAUCCCCACUUCCCAGUGCAGCGACCCCUGUGCCCCCAACGAAAUGAAGAAUAUGCAGCCAGGGGACGUCUGCUGCUGGAUCUGCAUCCCUUGCGAGCCCUACGAAUACCUAAUCGAUGAGUUCACCUGUAUGGAUUGUGGGCCUGGCCAGUGGCCAACGGCUGACCUCUCGGGAUGCUACAAUCUUCCAGAGGAUUACAUCAAGUGGGAGGACGCCUGGGCAAUAGGCCCAGUCACCAUUGCCUGCCUGGGUUUCAUGUGCACGUGCAUAGUUAUAACUGUGUUUAUCAAGCACAACAACACGCCCUUGGUCAAAGCAUCAGGCCGAGAACUCUGCUACAUCCUGUUGUUUGGAGUGAGCCUGUCCUAUGGUAUGACAUUCUUCUUCAUUGCUAAACCAUCACCUGUUAUCUGCGCAUUGCGCCGGCUUGGGCUUGGGACCUCCUUCGCCAUCUGUUAUUCGGCUCUGCUGACCAAAACAAACUGCAUUGCUCGCAUCUUCGAUGGUGUCAAGAACGGCGCCCAGAGGCCAAAAUUCAUCAGUCCCAGUUCUCAGGUUUUUAUCUGCCUGGGUUUGAUCCUGGUGCAGAUUGUGAUGGUGUCCGUGUGGCUUAUCUUGGAGACUCCAGGCACAAGAAGAUACACCCUUCCAGAGAAGCGGGAGACAGUCAUCCUAAAAUGCAAUGUCAAAGAUUCCAGCAUGUUGAUCUCUCUGACCUAUGAUGUGGUCCUGGUGAUCCUAUGCACUGUCUAUGCUUUUAAAACAAGGAAGUGUCCUGAAAACUUCAAUGAAGCCAAGUUCAUAGGCUUCACCAUGUACACCACCUGCAUCAUCUGGUUGGCCUUCCUCCCAAUAUUUUAUGUGACAUCGAGCGACUACAGAGUGCAGACGACAACUAUGUGCAUCUCCGUUAGCCUGAGCGGUUUCGUGGUCUUGGGCUGUUUGUUUGCCCCCAAGGUACACAUUGUCCUGUUCCAACCCCAGAAGAAUGUCGUCACGCACAGGCUUCACCUCAACCGGUUCAGUGUCAGCGGAACUGCCACCACGUAUUCUCAGUCCUCCGCAAGCACGUACAUGCCGACGGUGUGCAACGGAAGGGAAGUUCUCGACUCCACCACCUCAUCUCUGUGAAUGUGAUAUGCACUUCAGUUCGUACGUUCUUAGGCCGUUAGCCCAAGCGCUCAUGUGCUGCCACAGAACAUGGGGACAGAGCAAAAGAACAACCCUGGCACCUUUUUUUCUAGAAACAAUAAAUUAUUUUUGAGGACUGUUCAGUAUCUAGUGAUGUGCUACGACUUUCUAGGCUGAUUUUAGUGCCCCUAAUAACACCCCCUCCCCGAACAUGGAAAU